Messenger RNA from Dendrobium catenatum, 622 nucleotides. RefSeq lists its product as uncharacterized. The coding region runs from base 59 to 514 and encodes 151 amino acids. The transcript has 2 exons. Lineage: Eukaryota; Viridiplantae; Streptophyta; Magnoliopsida; Asparagales; Orchidaceae. The record is from RefSeq and is a predicted model, not a curated record. Gene Ontology annotation, cellular component: chloroplast.
ACUGGCAGUAGCAGCAUUAGGGUUCUUUGCCAAGAAGAGGGCUAAAAAAACAAAGGAAAUGGCGACGGCGAUCAGUGCGAUCGUUGGCCGUUCCACCUCCCUGUGCUGUGCACUCUCUCCACCUCCCCGGAAAGGGAAGGAAGGACCACUCUCUGUGAUUACCAGGCGAAGCUGCACCGCCGCCGCAAGUCGCCUUUCUUGGGGCGGCGCUGGGAAGAGAAUGCCGAAUUUCGCCCUUUUUUCUUCGAACUCCGAUCAGCAACCAGAGGAAGCCGAAGGUGCCGAGCUAUUGGAUGAAGUUUUUCUUCCCCCGGAUGAUGUUGAUUACUUGUGGAAGCUGGUUGCUGGCUCUGUUGGUGGUGGUGCUGUGGUAAAAUAUGGUAGCAUUCUUUUCCCUGACAUAGCUAGACCUAAUAUUGCGCAAGCUCUGCUGAUGGUUUCAUUAUCAGUGCUGGUUGCUGUCCUAAUUUUAAUAAAGGAGAGCUACUCAACAUCAAAUGAGGACCUCUCCUAAAAAAUGUUCUGUAUCAGUAUGCUUGGUAGUAGGAAAAAAAUUCAAGCUAAUUUGGAUUCUAGCGUGGCUUUCUUGUAAUAUUUGUUGAAUCAACUCAAAUUCUCUCUC